UUGACAUAGUCCAACUUGUGUUUAACUUGUGUUCAACUUGUGUUCAACUUGUGUUCAAAGAGUGUUCAAGUUGUGUUCAACUUGUGUUCAAAGAGUGUUCAAGUUGUGUUCAACUUGUGUUCAAAGAGUGUUCAAAGAGUGUUUAAAGUGUGUUCAUCACCUGUGUUUAAAGUGUGUUUAUCAAGGUGUGCUCUAAGUGUGUACUAAAUCGUCAUCAAGGUGUGUUCCGACGUGUGUUAAGGUUUCUGAGAACCAGCGGGUAUUAAGCUAUUGGCACGUGCGAUCUUGGAGGAUUAGCUAAUCGCAUUAGUGGCUCACACUGACGUCACUGAGAUGGAAUAGGAUUCUCUUGGACACUUGAGAAGUCAGAUUCAACAUUUUGUAACCAGUCAUAUGACUUAAGAACAUUUUGUAACCAGUCAUAUGACUUAAGAACAUUUUGUAACCAGUCAUAUGACUUAAGAACAUUUUGUAACCAGUCAUAUGACUUAAGAACAUUUUGUAACCAGUCAUAUGACUUAAGAACAUUUUGUAAUCAGUCAUAUGACUUAAGAACAUUUUGUAACCAGUUAUAUGACUUAAGAAAUGGGAAACCGAACAAGUCAUGACGCCGCUUAUGAUGACGCCGAUGACGCCGCUGAAAGUUCUCUGUAAAUGAGCCGAGGGUCAGCCGUCCUGAUUUGAUCUCUUGUCCAGGGGUCACUUCGACCUGCCAGACAACACAGCAGUGAUGACGUCAGUUUGAUCUGACUCGCGACCAAUGACGUCAGAGAGUUGACACACUAUGGCUGUCUAAGGCAAUCAAGAUCAGGAUACACCCCGUGAUACCGACCCCACUAGAGACUGACCAGAAUACAACUACGUAGCUGCUUACAUCUUUAAACCUAACCUUUGACCUUUGGCAAGCGUGUGUUGCUCGAAGCGUGGCGGUGUGAGAUGAAACAAAGAUUGAAAUAGAAAUAAAAGACCAAAAUGAGGAUUUUGGUAUUUGGCCUUGUUUUUGCCAUGGUGGCAGCUCUGUCGUCCUGGCAAGGGGACAUAACUGAACAAAACCGAUAUGACGACUACGGCCGGGCCAUCGAGCCCAAGAGCGAGGAUUACGUGAACGGCCCAGAUGUCAAUGACCAAUACCGCUGUAUCAAUAUGGCUGACAUCAAAAACAGGCAGAGCAAAAAUUUUCCCACGGCGAAAAUUCCACCGUACAAAAAUUCAGACGAGCGUUGCAUCAUCACCAUCGAGAACCGCACCAGCUGUAGUCAGACAAGAAACAUCAACGUCACCAAACCCACGCUCAUCAACGUCACCGUGGAGACAUGCUGCAUCACCAUGUGCACUCACCUGACGCAGGUGGUGGUGCCUGACGACAACCACAUCCUGCUCAACUUCCUGCACUUCAAGGUGCCUGGGCUGAACCUGCUCCGCAGUGAGGCGCUGGGAGAGUGCGAUGAGUCACUGCAGGUCUCGGUCGAGGCCGUGCCCAAAAACGGCGCCCACGCGCCCAAGACGCACCGGUUCGGCACCUUUUGUGGCAUCAAGCAACCAACGGCCAUCUUUGUUGAGUACAGCAAGGUCAACCUGAGCCUGCACAUGCUGGACAACAAGCAGUGCGUGGACAAGAUCAGCUACGUGGUGCAGGUCUCGCCCUGUCUCAGGACCCAGUACGACAACUGCUCCUCCCCCAAGUACAUCGACCUGACCAACAAGGACCGGGGCUACAUCUCCUCCCCGGGGCUGAGAGACAAGCAGAACUACCCCAACGAUCUCAACUGUACUUGGACCAUCACUGUUCCCACCGACAAACUCAUCCGGCUUAAUGCCGAGAUUAUCCGGCUUAGACCAGGUGACGUCAUUAAAAUUACGCUAUCUGGCCAUUAUGAGGCCCGGUUCCCCAGGGAACUCUACUUCACCGACCUCAACUUCACCCAGCCCGUCAUUCUCCCGACACACGAGUGCCAGAUGUCUUUCUUCUCCGACAGCAUUGAGUCGGGGGUGGGGUUCAACAUCUCCUACACGUCGGUUUCCCCCAGCAGGUUCAUCCCGAUGUUUGACAACAGUUCCUACGAUUGCUCCAACCUUUCCGUCCCCUUCUCCAUGAAAUGCAACUUUUACGACGACUGUGCGCGGGGGGAGGACGAAGCUGAGUGUGGCUACAAAGACUCCGGGUGUUGGCCGGACGGCUACGUGCACGGACAACACUGUUACCAUGUCGUUCGCAACCAGGAGAUGUCGUGGUUGAUGGCUGAGCAGUACUGCGAGCAACAGUUUGGGGCUCACCUCGUCACCAUCAAUACGAAAGUUGAGAGAAGCUUCAUUGACAAGCUACGCACGUUUCUUGGUAAUAUUAUGGCGGUUACAUUUUUAGGGCUUAAGCGCAUGCGUAUUCAGCAAGUGGGUCAGAUCUACAGGCGGAUGUGGCAGUGGACGGACGGCACCACAGCCUAUUACCUGCCGGACGAGUACCGUUACGAAGGUUGGUCGACAUGCGCACUCCUACACUCUGAUUAUUUCCACUCGACAGACUGCGGCGCACUCAAACGAAAUGUCUCCUUCAUCUGUGAGAGGACAAUGGUGGACCUGCCCACAGUCGAGUUGGACAUCGUCAAUCAAAUGCCUGGAAACUCGCAUCUACAGAGCAAACUAAAGCUAUUCCAUUGCCGUUCAUCUCACGAAUAUAUUUCUAUAGAGCAGAGGUGUGACAAGGUCGACAACUGUUUUGAUCGAACCGACGAAAUGGACUGCAACUAUGAGGAACUUGAGGCCACGAUGUUUGCCUGUGAGACCUCGGGUCUGUUGGCCUACUCCUUCGUGUGUGACGGCAUCGCUGGCUGCCGAGACUCCUCUGACGAAACACGAUGUAAGAAACCGAAGAAAGCCGACGUAGGCCACACCUUGGCUGUGUGCACUGAUGGCAUGGUCCUAAAGCGGGACCUGCUCUGUGACGGGAGGGAGGACUGUCUAGACGCCUCAGACGAGGAGGACUGCAACGAGUGCGUGGCUGGCAGCACCCUCUGCCCCAUGAUCGCCUGCCUCCCCGAGAAAUGGGCCGCGGACCAGGAGACCGACUGCCCGAUCAGAGAUCUAAAGGGCGGCAGGACGCCAGAGAGAGGGUUUACUGAAAACAUCCACCCCUCCAAAGAACCCCCAGGGUCCGUGAUACCAGAUGGCUACGGUAAGUUUAAUAUCAGCAAGACCAUGAGCAAUCCGUGUCCACCCACCCACUUUCAAUGUCGCGAAGGUUUCUGCAUUCCAAUUUACAUGUGGUGUAACGGGUUCGCUGACUGCCCCCAUAAAGAAGACGAGAUCAGUGCUAACUGUAAGAAGGUGUGCCAAAACAAUUACAAGUGUAAGCACUCAAGCGUGUGUGUAAGUCAGGAGCACAUCUGUGACGGCCACUACCAGUGCCCCAAACACGACGACGAGCUGCUGUGUUCAUUCCUGAACCAAACGUGUCCCGACAACUGCUCGUGUGUAAGGAUGGAGUGGACGUGUAGAUCCGCCCCAGUCCUACACGCGUCCAUCCCGGUACCUGUACGCUACCUGCGGCUGGAACAUGCCAACCUCACUUACCUGAAGUUGGAUGGCAUCGCCGAGUACAGCCUGAUCUACCUGAACGUCUCGUCCUGCCAGGUGCAACACAUUGGUGAAGACAACAUGCGCUACCUGAAUUUGAAGACAUUCGACGCCAGUCACAACCAAAUUUCGGAGCUCAGUAACGACACCUUCAAGCACUGUCCGGUCCUGCAGAAGCUGAUACUGUCCCACAACCAGCUGAUCAACCAAAACUUUUCCUUCCUCAACAGCACUCGCGAGUUGUGGAUACUGGACAUGUCCUACAACAGCCAGCAAGAACUGCUGAGCUGGAGCUUCACGAGCGCCGAUAAGUUGCAGGAAUUGAUCCUAAGUUACAUGGGCAUAGAAAUUAUUAGAGAGAAUGCUUUUGUAAACCUCACCUCUUUAAGACGUCUCGACCUAAAAGGAAACAAUAUUAUUUAUUUCUCGUCCACUAUUUUCAAAGAGCUAAACAACCUGAGACAUAUAUCAACAGACAACUAUAGGCUGUGUUGUGAUCACGUUAAGCCGAAAAAUCAGCACGUCGACUGCAACGCUCCAUACGACGAAAUCUCAUCGUGCGCGGACAUUCUGAGAACUCUGCUCUUGCGUGCGGCGCUAUGGAUCAUGGCCGUCCUGACGAUAGUUGGCAACGUUAGUGUCAUCGUUUACAGGAUUUUCUUUGACCGGGGACUGAAGAACAGCUUCCGCAUCAUCAUCACCUGCCUGAGCGCCUCAGACCUGAUCAUGGGCGUGUACCUGGUCAUCAUAGGGACGGCCGACGCCAUGUACCGCGACAACUACCAGGACAAGGAGCGCGAGUGGACCAGUAGCGUCUCCUGUCAGGCCGCUGGCUUUCUCUGUCUGCUGUCCAGCGAGACUUCGGCCCUCUUCAUCUUUCUCGUGACCCUAGACAGACUCCUGGCCAUCGCCUUCCCCCUCCAUCCACACUUUCACUUCAACGGCAAGUCGGCCGCUGUGGCGUGCCUGUUGGUGUGGCUGAUCGGGUUGUUGAUGGCGCUGGUGCCACUACUUCCGCCCUACCAGCACUGGCACCUCUACACACAGAAAGCCGUGGGCGUUCCCCUGCCCAUAACACGCUCAUACUUCCCGGGCUACGAUUAUGCCUUCGCCAUUUUUAUUCUCUUCAACAUGAUCGUAUUUCUGCUGGUGGCCCUGGGGCAGCUCCUCAUCUACCUGUCGGUCCACCUACAGAAACACCCCCAGAUCUCCGAGGCGCGUGUGCGCCAGGACACAGCUAUAGCCAAGCGUCUCGUGCUGGUAGUGCUCACAGACUGCCUCUGCUGGUUCCCAAUAACAGUCAUGGGUCUGGCAGCACGGUCCGGCCUGCCGGUGCCCGGGGAAAUGUACGUCAUAGCCACAGUCUUUCUUCUGCCGGCAAACUCUGCCUUCAACCCCUUCCUCUACACGGCAAACGCCAUCCUGUUAGCGCGGCGCAUGCGCAGAAAAAAGAAACAAGCUCUGGAGGCGGAGUUUGGAUUAUGCCAGUUGUCCAGAUGAAGCAGAGGGCCCAGUUCUCGCUGGAAGACGAGAACAAGCGCACGCGCACAGCUUACAGCCGGGGCCAGCUGCUGGAGCUGGAGAAAGAGUUCCACUUCAACAAGUACAUCUCCCG
Physella acuta is the source of this 5185-nucleotide messenger RNA. RefSeq names its product G-protein coupled receptor GRL101. Gene Ontology annotation, biological process: activation of adenylate cyclase activity; hormone-mediated signaling pathway; adenylate cyclase-activating G protein-coupled receptor signaling pathway. Lineage: Eukaryota; Metazoa; Mollusca; Gastropoda; Physidae. Gene Ontology annotation, molecular function: protein binding; G protein-coupled peptide receptor activity. The record is from RefSeq and is a predicted model, not a curated record. Gene Ontology annotation, cellular component: plasma membrane.